Messenger RNA from Monoraphidium neglectum, 744 nucleotides. RefSeq lists its product as hypothetical. Gene Ontology annotation, cellular component: cytoplasm. Lineage: Eukaryota; Viridiplantae; Chlorophyta; Chlorophyceae; Sphaeropleales; Selenastraceae. The coding region runs from base 1 to 744 and encodes 247 amino acids. The record is from RefSeq and is a predicted model, not a curated record. Gene Ontology annotation, molecular function: potassium ion binding; pyruvate kinase activity; magnesium ion binding. Gene Ontology annotation, biological process: glycolytic process. The transcript is spliced from 9 exons.
AUGAAGACAAAGGCGCACUUUUUCCCGAAUCUGGACCUUUCCACGAUCCUGGAGCCUGAGGAGGCCUGGGACCACAGAUAUGCGUGCACCAAGAUCAUCGCCACGAUUGGCCCUUCAUGCCAAAGUGUGGACACGCUGGUCAAAAUGCUCGAGGCCGGCAUGUCUGCCGCACGCGUGGACCUGACCUGGGGCCCCAUUGAGUACCACAGGAAGAGCCUGGACAACCUGCAGGAGGCGAUGCGUCUGACGCGCAGGAUGUGCGCCAUCGUGCUGGACACCCUGGGGCGCGAGGUCAUGAUACGGCGGCCCUUCAGGAUCGACGAGGACGGGUGGCCCACCCAGGCCGGGCAGGAGAUCAACGUGGUGGCGGGGCAGAAGCUCACACUCACUACGCGCGAUGUGGAGUGCACCAGCACGGAGCUGCCCGUGACCUACACCCGCUUCGCCGACAUGGUGGAGCCCGGGGACAGCAUCUACCUGGGACGCUACCUCGUGUCGGGCGCAGACAGCGCCUCCCUGUACCUCAAGGUGGAGGAGGUGGUGGACGGCACCGACGUAAUCUGCAGCGCGCAGAACGCGGCGCUGCUGGACGGCCUGCUCACGCUGUUCCAUGUGGAGCGCAGCAGCCGGGAGGACAUAGCUGAGGCCCGCGAGUUCCUGGACUCUGUGGGGCUGGCCUCCACCAAGAUCUUUGCAAAGCUGGAGUCACGCCAGUGGUUCGCUGAAAAGAAUGUAUGCCGUUGA